Molecule: messenger RNA, 858 nt
Organism: Drosophila persimilis
Lineage: Eukaryota; Metazoa; Arthropoda; Insecta; Diptera; Drosophilidae
Product: seminal metalloprotease 1
Exons: 2
Coding region: 7-759 (250 amino acids)
Biological process (GO): proteolysis
Molecular function (GO): zinc ion binding; metalloendopeptidase activity
Source: RefSeq, a predicted model, not a curated record
GAAGACAUGCACGGCCCACUAAUACUUUCCCUGGUGCUGUUGCUGUCCAGGAGCAUUCGGGGGGCAUCCGUAGAGCGCCUGGAGACAGAUCCCGAGCUGACGGGCGGCUACAUUGAGGGGGAUAUGGUGCCAGACGGGGCGCAGAGGAACAUUUGGCGCAAUGAAACCUACCGCUGGCCCAAUCGCAUUGUCUACUACCACAUCAAUAGCUACAUUGAUCAAGAGCACCGGAACCAGAUUGUGAGGGCCAUACAGAAGAUCGAGUCCGUCUCGUGCCUCACCUUCCGUGAGGCCAGCACCGAUCAGAAGUACUACGUGAACGUGACGUCGGAAGAGGGCGGCUGCUACUCGUACAUUGGCCACCUCGAUCGCGUCCAGCAGCUGAAUCUGCAGCCCUACGAAGUGGGCACCGGCUGCUUCCGGCUCUACACCAUCGUGCACGAGUUCCUGCACGCCCUGGGCUUCUUCCACCAGCAGAGCGCCGCCAACCGGGACGAGUACGUGCGGAUCGUCGAGGAGAACAUCACCGAGGGCAUGGAGUUCAACUUCGACAAGUACAGCGCGGAGAUGGUCAACGACUUCGACGCGGAGUACGACUACGGCAGCGUCAUGCACUACGGCCCUCUGGCCUUCUCCAAGAACAACGAGAGCACCAUAGUGCCGCUGCAGGAGGGCAUGCAAGAGGUCAUAGGCCAGCGCCUGCAGCUGAGCCAGACGGACAUCGAUAAGCUGAACGCCAUGUACAGGUGUCCCAAAUGAGAUGGAGCCGAGGCCGGGAUUGGGGCGGAGGCUGGUUGCCUUUCAUAUUCCGCUAACGAUGAUAAAUGUACGUCUCCUCCCGCACGGAAUUGCAAUCUG